Molecule: messenger RNA, 4141 nt
Organism: Echinops telfairi (small Madagascar hedgehog)
Lineage: Eukaryota; Metazoa; Chordata; Mammalia; Afrosoricida; Tenrecidae
Gene: ARHGAP30
Product: Rho GTPase activating protein 30
Exons: 12
Coding region: 65-3466 (1133 amino acids)
Biological process (GO): small GTPase-mediated signal transduction
Molecular function (GO): GTPase activator activity
Source: RefSeq, a predicted model, not a curated record
GGGACUGGUAGGGCAAAGGCUUGGGGGGCCAGAGGCGGCGGGGCCAGAGCCCCGGGCUCCGGCCAUGAAGGCCCGGCAGAAAGGGAAGAAGAAGGGCAGCUCGAAGGAACGGGUGUUCGGAUGUGACCUGCAGGAGCACCUGCAGCACUCGGGCCAGGAGGUGCCUCAGGUGCUACGGAGCUGUGCAGAGUUUGUGGAAGAGUAUGGAGUGGUGGAUGGGAUCUAUCGCCUCUCAGGGGUCUCCUCCAACAUCCAGAAGCUCCGGCAGGAGUUCGAGGCAGAGCCGAAGCCAGACCUGCGCCGGGAUGUUUACCUCCAGGACAUUCACUGCGUCUCCUCCCUGUGCAAGGCCUAUUUCAGAGAACUGCCGGACCCCCUGCUCACAUACCGGCUCUAUGACAAGUUUGCUGAGGCUGUGGCAGUGCAGAUGGAGCCUGAGCGCUUGGUCAAGAUCCUAGAGGUGCUUCGAGAGCUCCCUGUGCCAAACUACAGGACCCUGGAGUUCCUUAUGCGGCACUUGGUGCACAUGGCCUCGUUCCGCACUGAGACCAACAUGCAUGCCCGCAACCUGGCCAUUGUGUGGGCCCCUAAUCUUCUCAGGUCUAAGGACAUAGAGGCCUCGGGCUUCAACGGAACAGCAGCCUUCAUGGAGGUGCGUGUGCAGUCCAUCGUUGUCGAAUUCAUCCUCACACAUGUGGACCAGCUCUUCGGGGGCGCUGCCCUCUCUGGUGGUGAAGGGGAGGGCGGAUGGCGCUCACUUCCAGGGAUCCGGGCAUCAAACAGCCUUGAGGACUCUAUGCCCAGGUCCCUGCCCUACCACCUGCCUAGCAUCUUGCAGGCUGGUGAUGGCCCCCCGCAGAUCCGGCCCUACCACACUAUCAUUGAGAUUGCUGAGCACAAGCGGAAGGGGUCUCUGAAGGUGAGGAAAUGGAGAUCCAUCUUCAACCUGGGUCGCUCUGGCCAUGAGACGAAGCGGAAACUGCCCCGAGGGGGUGAGGACAGGGAGGACAAGUCUGUUAAGGGGACACUGCGGCCAGCCAAGAGCAUGGACUCACUGAGUGCUGCGCCAGGGGCUAGUGAUGAAGCAGAGCCAUUGAUAGGAACCAGCUGUCCCCGACCUAGCCCACUACUGCCCGAGAGCCUGGAGAACGAUUCUGUGGAGGCGGCAGCAGAGGGCGAGCAGGAGCUGGAGACAGAGGCGCUGGGUGGCACGAACUCUGAGCCAGGCACCCCUCGAGUUGGGCGGUCAGCAGCCCGGGCUGGUGGCACCAGCCGGGCAGAGCGCUGUGCCGGGGUCCACAUCUCAGACCCCUACAAUGUCAACCUCCCAUUACACAUCACUUCUAUCCUCAAUGUGCCCCCAAACAUCAUCUCCAACGUCUCCUUGGCCAGGCUCACUCGUGGCCUUGAGUGCCCUGCCCUACAGCCCCGGCCAAGUGUUGCCUUGGGCCCUGGGCCUGGGCCCGGGCCUGGCCCCCCAGAUGAGAAGUCGGAAGCAAGUCCAGGCCCAAGUCCCUUGGCUGACUCCGGCCCAGCGGACGGGGCCCCCGCCCUGGAGGACUGUCUGUCCCAGGAGGUGCAAGAUUCCUUCUCCUUCCUAGAGGACUCAAGCAGCUCGGAGCCUGAGUGGGUCGGGGCCGAGGAGGGAGAGGUGGCCAAGGCAGCAGCGGCUUUCUCUCCUGGGGAGGAUGACCCUGGAAUGAGCUAUCUGGAGGCGCUCCUGGGAGCUGGGCCUCAGGUGGAGGAGUUCUCCGUGGAGCCUCCCUUGGAUGACCUUUCCCUGGAAGAGGCGCAGUUUGUCCUGGCGCCCAGCUGCUGCUCCCUGGACUUUGCGGGCUCCCGGCCUGAAGCUGAGGAGGAAAGUGGGGAGGAAGUCUUCCUGAGUGCCUAUGAUGACCUAAGUCCCCUGCUGGAGCCCACCCCCCCAACCUGGGGCGGUCUCGGGACUCUGGAGGAAGAGGCGGCACGGUGUGGACAGCAGGUUUCAGGGCAGGCGGCAGGAGAGCAGACAGGCUGGGAAGUUGGAGAUGACAAGGUGGCUGAACCCAUCGGUAGCUUGGACCUCAGGGAAGAGGCUGAGGGGAGUCCAGAGAGGGAGGUAGAGCCCGGAGAGUCUGGUGAGACAGCGGUAGCAGCUGAGGAAGGCAAAGAGUUGGGCGAGACCGAGGUAGGAGCUGAGGAAGGCCAAGACACGACAGUCAGUUUGAGUGAAGGGAGUGAGGCAGAAAGAGAGGCCAUGGAGGAGAAGCCCAAACAUCGCCAUGAAGCGGGGCAUAUGGAGGAGGCGGCUAUGGGUGUGGAGGAAGCAGGAGAGCAGGGUCAAGAUGAAGAGGGGCAAAGAGAGCUGGAGAAAGAGGAGGAGGCUGUGGGAGGAGAGGAGACCCAGGGAGAAACUGGGAAGGACCCAGAGUCUGGGGUCCAGGAACCCCAAGUGGCUGAGGAGAGCUGGGAAAUGAUAAAUAAACACGAGGCUGAGGGAAGUGGAGAAGAUGAUGGUAAAGGACAGAGGGGAGCUGGGGGUCAGGAGGCAAGAGAAGACCACGGAGAUGGUGAUGCCAACAGAGUCACAGCAGCAGCAGCUAGAGGAGAUGCAGGGGCGGCCAGCAAGGAACGGGAGUGUGGGGACGGAGAGACUGAAGGCGACCCAAAGGCCAGCGGCGACAGCUUCGGAGAGAGCUCCCUCUCUGAAGGGUCAGGUGAAGAGUCCCUGGAGGUUAACAGUAUCAAAGGGGACAAUGCCCAGUCUGCUGACGGGGAACCUGCAAGCCUACAGCCACCCAGGCCAGAGGAGAUGGCGCCUGAGGGGCAGUUGAGCCCAGAGGGCUGCGACCUGUGUCCCUGUCCCCCUGGCUUAGUGGGCAGUGUGGGUAUGCGCCUGGCUUCCACCCUGGUUCAGGUCCAACAGGUCCGCUCGGUGCCCGUGGUACCCCCCAAACCACAGUUUGCCAAGGUGCCCAGUCCACUGUGUAGCAAGAUCCAUGUGGCACCUGCAAAUCCAUGUCCUAGGCCUGGCCGGCUUGAUGGGACUCCUGGGGAGAGGGCUUGGGGGUCCCGAGCCUCCCGCUCCUCCUGGAGGAAUGGGGGCAGUCUUUCCUUUGAUGCUGCUGUGGCCCUGGCCCGGGAACGUCAGAGGACUGAGGCUCAGGGAGUUCGGCGGACCCAGACCUGUACUGGAGGUGGGGAUUACAGUUUCAACCCCAGAACCACUCCUCCCUGUAGCUUGACCCCUGCCCAUUCUCUUCGGCCACUUAGCUGCCUGGAGUGCCCAUCUGAAGGUACAGAUGGAUCUGGACCCCGGAGUCGGCUUAGUCUGCCCCCCAAAGAAGUUCAGCCCCUUGACCCCCUUAUGCACCCCCAGCGCCGAUCAUAUGCCUUUGAAACACAGGCUAACCAAGGGAAACGUGAGGAACCGAUUGGGGCCAGAACAUUCUGCAAAGGGGACCAGUCAGCUGUUUUGAAUCUUUAGGGCCCCAUGGUCAGCUGUAGGGGCUAAUUCUACCGCCUUUGGCCUUCUGCUUCUCUUUUUGACCUGGGGGAGGCCACAGGUUGGCUUGUUUACUUGAGCUUGUCUGAAACAGAAAGCACUUAGCCAGUAUGAGAUUCCUAAGAAAGUUGCCGAGAUCCUGUUCCCAAGGAGUGGUUACUGGUUAAAAGGAACAUGGGUAGGCAGAAAACUUGAGGGUUUUCAAAGUGAAAAAAGCAGAGGGGGAAUUCCAGCCAAGUUCCUGCUCUUCUCUGAGGCUGUGAACCUUCAGGGAAGCCUAAGGUGAAGUGGGGAGGACAAGACCAAGUCAGGGCUUACCACACACAGCCACUUCUGUAUUCCCACCACUGUUCUGUUCUGGGGCCCUUGAAUCCUUCGUGGCCGUCUGGGAUGAAGGCGGAAGUUCUCCAAAGGCUUGUGUUUGUUGGGAGGUCUGACCCUCUUUCCACUCGGCCAUCUGUCUCUUGUCACCUUAAAGGGUCCCCUACAGUUCUCUCUGAGCUCUCCCUUUCCCUUUGGAUUAAUUUCCUCCAGUUUUAGGAAAGGGGAAUGGGGCCAUUCAGGCUGUAGGCCUGCUUUUCCAGACUGACUGAGCCAGAAAUUCUGCUUCAGGAAGGGGAGAUAUCUCAGAAUAAAAGUUGUAUUUUUACAUGUAAA